This is a messenger RNA of Mesorhabditis spiculigera, 1620 nucleotides long. NCBI's taxonomy places the organism in Eukaryota, Metazoa, Nematoda, Chromadorea, Rhabditida, Rhabditidae. The record is from the annotation of a GenBank genome assembly.
AUGGGCGUUCUUGGUGCCAGCGGCGCGCGUCAAACAAUUUCCCGUGUGCUGCUCACCGUCCGAAUGUCGUCCUCAUCAUCGUCACCACUCCUCCUCAUCAACGACCCCAAAUAUUCUUUCCUGAAAGAAUUGGGGUUGAAGGAGGAGAAUGCCGGCGUCUUCAACGGCCAAUGGGCAGCCACGGGCCCUGUCGUCGAAUCGGUGGCCCCCGCCUCCAACAGCGUCAUCGCCAAGGUGCAAAACGGGACGGUGGCCGAUUGGGAGAAGGCGAUCGCCGCCACCCAGCAGGCGCACAAGCAAUGGAGGACGGUGCCCGCCCCGAAACGCGGCGAGAUUGUGCGCCAAAUCGGCGACAAACUGCGCCACAACCUCACCAACCUCGGCAAACUGGUAUCCCUGGAGAUGGGCAAAAUCCAGGCGGAGGGCAUCGGCGAGGUGCAGGAAUACGUGGACAUCUGCGACUUUGCCACCGGACUCAGCAGGUCCCUAGCCGGUCAAGUGCUGCCCAGCGAACGCCCCGGCCACGCCCUCCUCGAGCAGUGGAACCCGUUGGGCGUGGUGGGCAUCAUUUCGGCGUUCAACUUCCCGUGUGCCGUCUACGGGUGGAACAACGCGCUGGCGCUCGUCUGCGGCAACUCGUGUAUCUGGAAGCCCGCCCCCACCACCCCGCUCACCGCUAUUGCCGUCACAAAGCUUGUGGAGAGCGUGCUGGUGGAGAACAAGCUGCCCGGGUCGUUGUGCUCGCUGGUGUGCGGAGAGGGAGACGUCGGACAGGCACUCGUCAAGGAUAAGCGCGUGAACCUGGUGUCGUUCACCGGAUCCACCGAAGUCGGGCGCAUUGUUGGCCAGCAGGUGCAGGGACGAUUUGGCAAGGUUCUCCUCGAAUUGGGCGGCAACAACGCGAUCAUCGUCAACGACGACGCCGACCUCGACAUGGUCAUCCCGGCUGCCGUCUUUGCGGCUGUUGGAACGGCUGGGCAGCGUUGCACAACAACACGCCGUCUGCUGGUGCACGAGAAGGUGUAUGAUGAGGUGGUGGAGAGGAUGACGCGUGCCUAUGCACAAUUCGAGAGCCGUAUCGGGGAUCCACUCGAGGCGAACACCAUCAUUGGCCCGCUGCACAAUCAGCAUGGAGUGCUCAAGUACAAGGCGGCCAUUGCCGAGGCGAUCGCCAGCGGUGGGAAGGUGGCUUAUGGAGGAAAGGUGCUGGAACGUGAUGGAAACUACGUGUUGCCGACGAUCAUCACCGGUCUGAAGGGCGACGCCGAGGUGGUCAUCAGGGAGACGUUCGCCCCCAUCCUCUACGUCAUCAAAAUCUCCAAUCUUGACGAGGCGAUCGAGUUGAACAACAGCGUCUCGCAGGGGCUCUCCUCUUCCCUGUUCACCAACAACAUCCAGAACGUCUUCAAGUGGAUCGGGCCGGAGGGCUCGGACUGCGGCAUCGUGAAUGUGAACAUCCCGACGUCUGGGGCCGAGAUUGGAGGAGCAUUUGGAGGGGAGAAAGAGACGGGAGGAGGACGAGAAUCUGGCUCCGACUCGUGGAAACAGUACAUGAGACGAUCCACCUGUACCAUCAAUCAUUCCAAGCAACUCCCCCUCGCCCAGGGCAUCAAGUUCGAG